Messenger RNA from Callithrix jacchus (white-tufted-ear marmoset), 4367 nucleotides. RefSeq names its product deuterosome assembly protein 1 (gene DEUP1). The record is from RefSeq and is a predicted model, not a curated record. Lineage: Eukaryota; Metazoa; Chordata; Mammalia; Primates; Cebidae. Gene Ontology annotation, cellular component: centriole; deuterosome. Gene Ontology annotation, biological process: centriole replication; de novo centriole assembly involved in multi-ciliated epithelial cell differentiation.
CGGCGCGGCGCGCUGGGAGGGAGAGCCCCAACAGCCUAGAGGGCCGCGCGGCUGGAGGGCCUAGGCGGCGGGAGCUCGGCGGCGGGUGGCGGGCCCCCUUGGGGCGGGCCUGGCCGGGCGGGAGGUGACCUACGCGGUCCUGCGCCCCGGGCCUCAGACCUCUCGGGCAAGCGCGGCGCGGUGCGGUGCAGCGCAGGUUAAAAAUCAAGAAAUAUAAACCAGAUGUAGCAGUUUCUUGACAUGGAGAACCAAGCCCAUAAUACAAUGGGCCUACUUCAUAUGGAAAUUGGAAGUGAAACAGGAAAGGCAGAUUACCAGCUACCACUGUGGGUGACUGAGUCAAAUCCUGAUGGGGAAUCUCUGGAACCCACCACAAGUCACACCCUCCAAGAGUUCUCCCAGCCAAGGAAAACAACUUCUCCUUGUGAGGCUGAGCUUCAGGAAUUAAUGGAACAAAUUGACAUCAUGGUAAGCAACAAAAAAUUGGAUUGGGAAAGAAAGAUGCGGGCUUUGGAGACACGAUUAGAUCUUCGGGAUCAAGAAUUGGCAAAUGCACAAACUUGUUUGGAUCAGAAGGGUCAAGAGGUAGUGUUACUUCGACAGAAAUUGGACAGUCUGGAAAAAUGUAAUUUAGCAAUGACUCAGAAUUAUGAAGGACAACUACAAAGCCUAAAAGCUCAAUUUUCCAAACUAACAAAUAGCUUUGAAAACCUGAGAUUACAUCAGAUGAAACAAAACAAAGUUCGACGAAAAGAAUUACCACACCUUAAAGAAGAAAUACCCUUUGAACUGAGCAAUUUGAACCAGAAAUUAGAGGAAUUUAGAGCAAAGUCAAGAGAAUGGGACAAGCAAGAGAUACUAUAUCAGACUCAUCUGAUUUCUUUAGAUGCUCAACAAAAAUUAUUAUCUGAGAAGUGUAAUCAGUUUCAGAAACAGGCACAAAGUUACCAAACUCAACUAAAUGGUAAAAAACAAUGCUUAGAAGACAGCAGCUCUGAAAUUCCUCAUUUGAUAUGUGACCCAGAUACCAAUUGUGAAAUCAGUGAAAGAGAUGAGUUCAUUAUUGAAAAACUAAAAUCAGCUGUGAGUGAAAUAGCACUAAGCAGGAAUAAAUUACAAGAUGAAAAUCAGAAGCUCUUGCAAGAACUGAGAAUGUACCAAAGACAGUGCAAGGCCAUGGAAGCAGGUCUCUCAGAGGUGAAAAGUGAGUUACAGUCACGUGAUGAUCUCUUGAGAAUUAUAGAAAUGGAACGAUUGCAAUUACACAGAGAAUUAUUAAAAAUAGGAGAGUGCCAAAAUGCUCAAGGAAAUAAAACGAGACUUGAAUCAUCUUAUUUGCCUUCUAUUAAAGAACCAGAAAGGAAAAGAAAAGAGCUGUUUUCAGUGAUGCAGGAUCAACCAAAUCAUGAAAAAGAAUUGAACAAGGUAAGAAGCCAACUCCAACAGGAGGAAGAGUACCAUAGCUCUGAGCAGGAAAGAAUGAGGAAUGAAAUCUCUGACCUAACAGAAGAGCUUCAUCAGAAGGAGAUCACUAUAGCAACUGUCAUGAAGAAAGCGGCCCUUCUGGAAAAACAGUUAAAAAUGGAAUUAGAAAUAAAAGAAAAAAUGUUAGCAAAACAACAGGUCUCAGAUAUGAGAUAUAAAGCUGUCAGAACUGAAAACACACAUCUAAAAGGAAUGAUGGGAGAUUUAGACCCUGAACAAUACAUGAGUAUGGACUUCAGUAACAGGGAACAUUCAAGGCAUACAUCUAUUAAUAAACUGGAAUAUGAGAAUGAAAGGCUCCGAAAUGAUCUUGCAAAACUUCAUGUCAAUGGAAAAUCAACAUGGACAAAUCAAAACACCUCUGAAGAAACAGGAAGAUAUGCCUAUCAAAGCCAAAUAAAAGUGGAAAAAAAUGAAGAGAGACUGAGUCAAGAUUGUGAGCCAAAUGCAAGUACAAUGCCUCCCUUGCCACCUUUGACAUUUCAAAUCAAAGAAAUGACAAGUCCUUUGAUUAGUGACAAUGAAGUAUUCCCACUGAUCCAUGUAUUCUACCCAUUGGAAACACAGCACCAUAAAACAGCCACUGGUUUAAAGUGUAUACCACAUCCUGAAGAAAGGCACCCCAACCUCACAGGAUAUAAUCUCCAAGCUGGUGCCUUCGCUGUGCCAUCAAGAGCUCUAUCAUGCUAGCAUCCUCUGGAUAGUGCUGUGUGUGGUUAGGACCAGUGGAUACCAUGGUCAUGCCCCCACUGCCAUACUCUUCUGCUAUAAAGUAGGUACCUUUACUAUUAAGCAGGAUCUCAUGUCUGCAGAUCAGUGAUUCUGUGAGCCCUAAGAUAGUAGUGCAGACAGGAAAGGCAAACACGUAGAAUGCAUAUCCAUUCUGAUAAGGAUACAGCAUUGCCCUUUCCAAGGUACAAGGGACCUAAUGCAGUCAGACUGCCACCAAGAGGCUGGUUGAUCUCCUUGAGGGAUGAUGCCAUAUCAAGAGCUCAGCUUUGGUUUCUAUUGUAAGCAGGUCAGACAUUUAACAGCAACAAUAGCUGGAUUACCUUUGAUUAAAGGGGAAACCAUGGUAUUGAGCCAAUGCAUAAUUCCUACUGGGGUAGCCAAAGACAGAGGCUGUAUCAAAUCAUCCUGUCCACUUGCUAGAUGCUCUGUCUCAACCAAGACUCAAGAGCAUGAUAGGAAUUGUCUUGCAAAUAGUAUGCAGGUUUCUGCUACAGAUGGCAUAGCCUUGUGCCAGAAUCUUAAGGGUCUGCAACACAACUUUCCCACUGAAACUUGCCGGAGGCUCCGCAAGGCAUUCCUCUCUACCAGAGAUUCUUCUAGUAUGGGAUCUGCCAAGUCAUUUGACCAAAGUAGCAGGACUGCUUGAACCCUAUCCUGAACCUACUACACAGCUCUUUCUUUCCAGAGUUCUGGGCUUGCUCAAAAAAGUUUUUUUCUGUGUCACCAAAUAAAUGAAUCAGAUUAUUCAAUUAUUUGAUUCAGGGGUGGAACAUUUUCAAAGUGCAUAAAUUUUUGCUUUACUAGGAUGUUCUGAAUGCCCCAUAGCAGUGGACACCUAAAAACAACGUGUCAAGCCCCAAUCUUUUAUAGGGUUUAUCUUUCACUCUCUGGAGUACAUGCAUCUUUCCAUGCCUUUAACAUACUUGCUACUUCUUGCUCAUCAAGUCUCAUUAACAUGAUGUGUUAAUAUAUGAUGUUCCAUGUGAUAGUCUUUGCAAUGUCCAGAUGCGCAAGGCCCCUUCAGGAUUUAUUGUGACAGCUUCAUGAACAUAACAUUGGGGCAAAACCAUGGAUGUAUAUUGUUGGCCACCCCAUAUGAAUGCUAACUGCUUCCUAUCCUCCCUUUUAUUACAUAGUAAAAAGAAUGCAUUUGCCAGAUCAAUAGUAGCAUACCACCUACCCCAGGCUGUGAUAGUCUUCUCUAGUCGAAAUACUGUCCCUGACACAAAAGCUAGUUUGGCUACUAGUUGGAAAGUGUUCAGUACUCCAUCAUUUGCAUGAUCCCUAGUUUUGGCCUGGUCCAGAUUGGUGAACAAAGUCCACCUAUAACAAGGUUCACAUUUAUACAGAUUGUUGACUCCCUAAACUUCCAUUCUUCCUACGAAAAUGAAAAUCAAAGAAUAUAGUAACCACAGAACUGUAAAAUUAAAGUACAAAUUUCCCCAGUGAAGAAAAAGUACUUAAUUUUUGUAUGUGGCUUUUUAAAAUGAAGAAUUGUAAAAUCAUCUGAUGCCCUUUAUUCCUUAGCCACAGAUUUUUAUUUGUUGUAAAUAAGCACUAAACAGAUCACCAACAGUUAAACAGCAUUUUCAUGUCACCAUGAAGGUGGAAUUGGGGCAGUCAUCACUGAUACUUUCUCCACUAUGAUAGGACAAACAAGAUACCUGCCAGCAUCACAGCCCUCCCUAUUAGGGAGGCACCUCCACCCCUGAGACACAUUAUGCAGCCAGCCCUCUUACCUGGCUAAUGCCAAGCAGUGAUUUGCCCUGUCAAAACCAAUCCUUAUUUUAUUUUUUCUAUAUGAACCUUCUUUGUGCAAUUCCACUAUAAUCUUUACUUUAGCUUUUUGGAGUUGCCUAUUUUCAAAUGAAAAUCAUUGGCUUUGCAAAUGAUUGCAGCAUGUUUUAGGCAGGUUCCAUGGUGAGUGCAUUGUCCCUGCAUUUGUGGUUGAACAAUUUAACACUCAUUUCUAGAGCUUUUGAAUGUAAUGGUGCUGUGAUGUCUUCCUUAGUUCCUUGAGGAUUUCAUUUGUGGUGACUGCAUUACACUAGUGGUGGGAAUUCGGCCCAAGAUGUGUUCUUUCGUUAAGAGCUACAGUGUUUGACAGUAUGUCAGGGAUGAAGCAUGCCUGAGACAAUAAAGUUCUGUAU